Messenger RNA from Heteronotia binoei (common prickly gecko), 1973 nucleotides. RefSeq names its product SRSF protein kinase 3 (gene SRPK3). Gene Ontology annotation, biological process: regulation of mRNA processing; spliceosomal complex assembly; protein phosphorylation. Gene Ontology annotation, molecular function: protein kinase activity; ATP binding. NCBI's taxonomy places the organism in Eukaryota, Metazoa, Chordata, Lepidosauria, Squamata, Gekkonidae. The record is from RefSeq and is a predicted model, not a curated record. The transcript is spliced from 16 exons. Bases 1 to 1833 code for a protein of 610 amino acids.
AUGGAGCUCCCGGGGGCCGGGGGGGCCGCGAGCAGCAAAAAAGGGAACGGGCGAGGGAAAAAGAAGAAGCACAGGAAGGAAAAGGGGGCGCCCCCUCCCCACGCAGACGGCGGGACCCCCACGGGGCCUCUGAGUCCUUCUUGCUCUGACGACACUCCACGUACCCCUCCAGUACCCCCUUUGCCGCUUCCUGCUGCCAUUGGAGAGGGGCUGUUGGGAUCAGACGAUGAGGAACAAGAGGACCCCAGAGAUUACUGUCGAGGUGGGUAUUACCCAGUGAAGAUCGGGGACCUGUUCAACGGGCGCUAUCAUGUGGUGCGGAAACUUGGCUGGGGGCACUUUUCGACCGUCUGGCUCUGCUGGGACAUACAGCGGAAACGUUUUGUGGCUCUCAAGGUGGUGAAGAGUGCCGUGCACUAUACAGAGACGGCCGUGGAUGAAAUCAAGCUUCUGAAAUGUGUGCGGGAUUCGGACCCCAGCGACCCCAAGCGUGAGAACAUCGUCCAACUGAUCGAUGACUUCAAGAUCUCAGGGAUCAACGGUGUCCAUGUCUGCAUGGUCCUUGAGGUUUUAGGGCACCAGCUGCUGAAAUGGAUCAUCAAAUCCAACUACCAAGGGCUUCCUAUUCCCUGUGUCAAGAGCAUCCUAUGCCAGGUCCUGCAGGGCCUUGACUACCUCCACACCAAGUGCAAAAUCAUCCACACAGACAUCAAGCCAGAGAACAUCCUGUUGUGUGUGGACGAGGGUUAUGUGAGGCAGCUGGCAGCUGAGGCGACUCUCUGGCAACAGGCUGGGGGGCCUCCCCCUUCCGGCUCUGCAGUCAGCUCUGCACCCCAGGAGAUCAUGAACGGGAAGAUGUCCAAGAACAAGCGGAAGAAGCUGAAACGGAAGCAGAAGCGGCAGAGCCAGCUGCUAGCUGAGCGGCUCAAGGACCUGCAGCAGCUGGAAGAGCUGGCGGUCACGGCAGCGGGGGAUACGAGCGAGUCCACGGUAGCUCAAGACCUCAAUGAUGGAGCCCCCGUCCCUGUGGCCGGAGGAGCAGAGCCUUCGGGGGGGUCUUUGGCCUGCAGCCCCCAGAGCCUGACCUCGUCCUCCGGCUUCUACACGCACAACGCCUAUGACAGCUGCAACGGGCACUCCACACCAGGUGCCGCCAGCCGCCCCUUCAGCCCCGACUCGGCAACGUCAGGUUUCUCAGGAUCCGUCUUCUCCAGCUCAGCCAUGUCGGGCAUUUCAAACCAGCGGGAGCGUGGAGGGCUGCUCUCCCCCAGCUCAUCUGCUUUCGGAACCUCCAGAUUCCUGGUGAACCCCCUGGACCCCCAAAAUGCGGACAAGAUCAGAGUGAAGAUCGCGGAUCUAGGCAACGCCUGCUGGGUGCACAAACAUUUCACAGAGGACAUUCAGACCCGCCAGUAUCGGGCUCUGGAGGUUCUGAUCGGUGCCGUCUACAACACUCCGGCCGAUAUCUGGAGCACAGCAUGUAUGGCCUUUGAGCUGGCAACCGGCGAUUAUCUCUUUGAACCACACUCGGGCGAGGAUUAUACCAGGGACGAAGAUCACAUUGCCCACAUUGUCGAGCUGUUGGGCGAUAUCCCUCCGCACUUUGCUCUUUCAGGACGCUAUUCCCGCGAGUAUUUCAACCGGCGGGGAGAGCUCCGCCACAUUAAGAACCUGAAGCACUGGGGCCUGUACGAGGUGCUCGUUGAGAAAUACGAGUGGCCCUUGGAGCAGGCGGCCCAGUUCACGGACUUCCUCUUGCCCAUGAUGGAAUACAUCCCCGAAGAGCGGGCCACGGCUUCCCAAUGCCUGCAGCACCCGUGGCUGAACUCCUAGGGCCCAGCGUGAUCCCGAUUAGAUGGAUGGACCGCCGAAGCGAGGGGGACUAUCCGGCGCGGACUUCCCUGCUCCAGGGCGUGGCCCCCUUACAGGGGUAGUGGAGGAAAGUCCCCACUUCUUCUCCCCUAAGUGGAGGG